Molecule: messenger RNA, 3167 nt
Organism: Poecilia reticulata (guppy)
Lineage: Eukaryota; Metazoa; Chordata; Actinopteri; Cyprinodontiformes; Poeciliidae
Gene: timp2a
Product: TIMP metallopeptidase inhibitor 2a
Biological process (GO): negative regulation of membrane protein ectodomain proteolysis; negative regulation of endopeptidase activity; response to hormone
Cellular component (GO): extracellular matrix
Molecular function (GO): protease binding; metalloendopeptidase inhibitor activity
Source: RefSeq, a predicted model, not a curated record
GCGAGCGGGGAGGAGCCGCAGAUUUACAGAACCUCCUCUAUCCCUGAAGUCAAAACACUCCGGGCAGACAGACAUUUGCUGACAGCAGUGUCAGGACGGGUCUCUGGUCUCACCGUGUAGCCUCUCUGUCAUUACGGAGUCGAACCGGCAGGUCCUGCCCGGUUGUUGUUGUUGUUGUUGUUGUUGACGUGCGUGUCGGUGAAACCAGCUGAGGGAGGAAGCGCAGCCUCUGGAUCUACUCCGCAACGCAUCUGCGCAGACGGAGACGAAGAGGCUGAAGAAAAAGAAGAAGAAGAAGAAGAAGAAGAAGCCCCGCUGCAGUGUUUACCAAGAUGCCGUUUUACGUUAACGGCAUCCUUUCUGCGCUCGCGCUGCUGCUGCUGCUGUGGCGCGCGGAGGAGCUCGCGGAAGCGUGCAGCUGCGCUCCGGUGCAUCCGCAACAGGCGUUCUGCAACGCCGAUGUAGUGAUCCGUGCAAAAGUGGUGGGCGAAAGAGAAGUUGAUUCUGGGAACGACAUCUACGGGAACCCCAUCAAGAGGAUCCAGUAUGACGUCAAACAGAUCAAGAUGUUUAAAGGGCCCAACCAGGACAUUGAGGCGGUUUUCACUGCACCAGUUUCUGCUGUGUGUGGCGUCACCCUGGACGCAGCUGGGAAGAAGGAGUACCUGAUCUCAGGCAAGGCCGAGGCGGGCGGACGCAUGCACGUGACCCUGUGCGAUUACAUCAUGCUCUGGGACUCCUUGAGCGCCACCCAGAAAAAGAGCCUCAGCCAGCGCUACCAGAUGGGCUGCGACUGCAAGAUUGUGCGCUGUCCCUCCCUGCCCUGUGAGAUCUCAGCCCCUGAGGAGUGUCUGUGGACGGACCUGAUGAUCGAGAAGCAGGUGCACGGACGCCAGGCCAACCACUACGCCUGCGUCAAGAGGGCAGAUGGCUCCUGCUCUUGGUACCGUGGCGUCGCCCCACCCAAGAAGGAGUUUCUGGAUGCAGAGGACCCUUAAGUCYGCAACCUGACAGAGAGAAACGGAAACAAGGCAAUUGAAAUAAAAAAUUAGGCUAUUUAAAAAUGUAAAGCUAUCGUGAUAGAAAUUAGCUGCCUUUCUGAGAAUAACUUUUAGCCUCUUGUCGAUGUGACCACUUUUCAUGCUAAAGUUUCCCAUGAUUAAACAACUCAGAARUGGCUCAAAAGUUGUCGUCAGAUGCAGCUUUUUCAUUAAAAUUUUUUUUAAAAAACAUGAUAUUAUGAGACUUAGGCUGUGUUGGAAAUGUUCACUCACUCRUUAUGUAAAGUUCAUUUUAAACUAAUUAGUAUUUACAGUUAUUUAUUCCAUAAAUAAUCACCAGCAAGAUAGAGGCCUAAAUUUGAGRUGAUGGAUUUGGAAAAUCAAACAAUUAGCAUUGACGUUAGCAGUACAACACUGUUUUACACACUUCACGCCACAGUUAGCAUACUAGCAUACUGAUACUAGCAGUCAGGCUCAGUUACCUUAAUGGCCAGAUGUUUAAUAUUAGCCUUCACUCAGUCUGCUUGUUGUUAAAAGUGGACUAGUUUUCUUGAAAGCAACAUAAUUGAAGUAAUUUCCUGUUUUAUUCAAGUCAGCCUGUAGUUAGCUGCCACUGCUGUUAGCAAUUAGAAUGCUGGCAUUAGUGGUUACCACUUGGCUAUUUGGUAACUUCUUAGCGUUAGCUUUGAUUCGUCUUUUAAGACCUUAAGUGAAAACACAACAGUGGUCCUAGAAAUCAGUUUCCUAAACGUCCAUUAACAGUUAACAUUUGCUAAUGCUAAUGGUUAGCAUAAACCGUAUGCUAACAGUGUACACUCCCUGUAUUCUACUUUACAAAAUGGGCAAAUUGCUAAUAGUGGACUCAGUAAUGAAAGAGUGGACAAUUUGAACACAACUAUAGACUGGUGGAGUGUCGGUGCAACUUCCUCCUGAGGCUGGCGUUAGGAGGUAAUACAUGCUUGCUGAGACAGAGCUCUCCCUGUCCAAAAACGCUCAACAUCAGAGCAGCAGUCAGUCAUUCUCUGCUCCCUCAGACCAUCAUUUACUCUCCAUCUUGUUUCAACUUUUAUUACCUCAUUCUCWAUUUUAUUCCAAAGCAAGUUUCAAGUUGCCUUUCUUUUUUAAAUAUCUCUUAUUUACACUUCUCUCAUUUUCUCCCCAUAAGUACUGGUGACGCCCACAACCUGCUUUCCUUAAAUAGAGCGCGUAGAUGAAGAUUACCCAUCUAAAUUAAAGCCAACUCCUCUUCACUACUCUGCAGUCAAAUCUUAAAUACUGUAUCCCCUUCCUUYUUUUCAUCUUUAUGUAGCUGUACAGUACCUAUGCAUAUACUUUUGGUGUUACUUGAUAAUUAUUAUUUACUGCAUUAGAACUAGAUUUGCACUUUUUGAGGAUGAAUUCUAGUAAAGACAAGAGCCUUAGCACGUGGAUGUGACAUUUGUCGUUUGCCCAGACUGCCAAAUCCACCUCUGGUGYAGAUUUUGUCUGGUGAUGAAAGAACACACGCAAAUCUUCGCUWUAUUUGUCAUAACACAAAAUAAAAUAUUACAAUAAAACCGUAGACGUGUGAAAGUCCUGGGUAUCGGGAAACUUGGGGGAGAUUGAAUGUGUGAAAGAGGGAUUGAGAUGAGCUCGCAAGAWGAUAUUUCAGUGUCUUUGUAUUAUCUGUCGAUUGUAAAUGCAAACAGCAGUUUAAUGGUAUUCUCUACAUGCCUAAUGUUAGCUCUGACUUGUCUUUCAAGUUAUUAUUAAAUAAAAGCUUUAUCGCUGUCCUAGAAAGCAACCUAAUCAAAGUUUACAGUGAUGUUUUAUACACCUCAACCUACAAUAACUAAAAAAUAUAUGUAUGAUGGAGUAUUAGAGGCAUAAUUUAAAAGUAAACUCUUUCCAUUUUCAUUUACUUUGUACUUUUCAGUGUUAUUAUAAAAGCCGUCAUGAUUUUUGUGUGUUUGUCCACAAUUGUUUUUAGCUGUCUUCAAACAGAGGGACCUCUUGCGCUGGAGUAACGUGAGAGUGCGGUUAACAAGUCCUUUUAGCGGAAGUGUAGAGAAAUAAGUAUACAUUGUUUUAUUAGAGGACUUUGCAUGUUUUUGAUGCUUUGUGUAAGUCCAGGCAAAGGACAGAAUAUUCAGUAUUAUCAAAUAAAAACACAAGUUUGAAAGAGUC